AUGACUACUACCAAUCAAUGGGCUACUUAUCCAAGUAUCGCCAAGACUGCUUCAAUUAAUGGUUUUGCUGACAGCAUCUACGACCUUGUUCCAUCUUGUGCUCAAGACUGUUUGAAAGAAAGUACCGGUUCAACCCCAUGUCCAUACUGGGAUGCUGGAUGUUUGUGUGUUAUGCCACAAUUUGCUGGUGCCAUUGGCGACUGUGUUGCUCAAAACUGUCAGGGUUCUCAAGUUGUUUCAUUUGAGUCAUUGGCCACUUCAAUUUGUUCAUCAGCUGGUGUUUGGGAGCCAUACUUUAUGGUCCCAGCUUCAGUUUCUACUGCUUUGAGCACCGCUGCUGCCGCUAAUGCUGAAACCACUCCAGCAUCAACUGCCGAAGAAGAAACUACUUCAUCUACUGCUGCUGAAACCUCAGCCCCAGAAACCACUGCUCCAGAAACUUCCACUCAAGGUGAAUCAUCUGCUCCAGCCCAAACUUCUGCCCCAGAAACCACUUCUGUUCAAGCAUCUUCUGCUGCUGCAUCCCAAGGAGAACAGCAACAAUCAAGUGCUGAAUCCUCAUCAUCCGUCCCAGCAGAGGGCGGAAGUAGUGCAGGAUCUUCAGCUUCAGCUUCUGUCUUGACUGCUAACGGUGCUGUCAUCCCAGGUGUUGCUAUGGGUGGUGUCAUUGCUGCUUUGGCUGCUUUGAUCUAG
Lodderomyces margitis is the source of this 693-nucleotide messenger RNA. RefSeq names its product CFEM domain-containing protein. The transcript has a single exon. The record is from RefSeq and is a predicted model, not a curated record. Bases 1 to 693 code for a protein of 230 amino acids. Lineage: Eukaryota; Fungi; Ascomycota; Pichiomycetes; Serinales; Debaryomycetaceae.